This is a messenger RNA of Penicillium daleae, 1611 nucleotides long. Its product is annotated as Zn(II)2Cys6 transcription factor. Gene Ontology annotation, molecular function: DNA-binding transcription factor activity, RNA polymerase II-specific; zinc ion binding; transcription cis-regulatory region binding. The record is from RefSeq and is a predicted model, not a curated record. Gene Ontology annotation, cellular component: nucleus. Gene Ontology annotation, biological process: regulation of DNA-templated transcription; DNA-templated transcription. Bases 1 to 1611 code for a protein of 536 amino acids. Lineage: Eukaryota; Fungi; Ascomycota; Eurotiomycetes; Eurotiales; Aspergillaceae. The transcript has a single exon.
AUGCGAGCCAAGGCAUGCACAAGAUGUCGCCAGCUGAAGCUUGGGUGCGACGCCGACAAACAAGCCCCGAGUGCUUGUUCCCGAUGCAGGUCGCUCGACCACCCGUGUACAUUCGACCCCACGUUCCAACGCACCUCAAAGACCCAGCAAUUGCAUGAGUUACAAGAGGAAGUCUAUCGGCUUCAAAAGGCACUAAAUAAAGCACAGCUUUCAGCUGCUACCGCUGGUAGCUCGAUUCAACCUCAUCCCUCUCACGACCCGAAUACUGUGGCAAACCUCCUCCAGGUACCUGAAUUAUCCCCUUACAAGACGCCGAGGAAAGUUCUUGGAGAUCUUAGCCUUUCUGAAGUCGAGGUGACUGAGCUCUUCCGGGUUUUCUACGAUGAAUGUCAUAUCUACCUUCCAUUUAAAAUCAACGGAUCUAGUGAGGCGCUUUACCAUAGUUGUCCCUUGCUAUUUUGGGCGGUAUGCGCGGUUCCAGCGCCUCCUGCCAUCCGUUUCAAACUAGAACCGCAGCUAAAGAGGAUGGUUUCCGAUGUGCACCUCGAGACCCCAGGAUCCGUGGAAAUAGUCCAGGCCCUUCUGAUUUUGUGCAUGUGGCCACCAUCUUUCUCAUGGAAUCGUCACGAUCCGUCCUUCAUUUAUAGCGGUAUCGCAAUCCAUAUGGGGCUCCAGCUCGGACUGCACAGGCCCGCGCUUGCGAACGAGUUUUGUCUCGACGUUAACGCUCUCAAAGUAGAGCCUGACAGUGAUACCAAGAAGACAACGUGGCUCGCAUGCUAUAUAGUCAGUCAGAUGCAAGUCGCCCGCAGCGGGUUGCCGCUGCCAUUUCCAGAGGACUCGAAUCUUGUUAUUGCAUUCGAUGAUCCCAAGGUCUCACCUCAGCUGUCUCUUCUCAGUCACAUCUAUCGUCUCUUGGGGCAAUCUGCCAAUGUUAUUGGCGCCAAAGGGUUGAGCGUAUCUGGUCUCGUCGAUCCGAUCACGCGUGUGAACAUGGUCAUGCAGUUUCGCGCUCAGUUCUGCACUCUCUGGAAGAGACUACUUCCGUACAAAUGCGACAUGCUCGAGCUUGGUUUCUUAAGCGCGAGGCUUCAGCUUUGGUCAUUUGUUCUUCAUGACGACAUUUUGUUAUCAGCAGAGGUGUUUGAUAUUAUCAAUGAUGCGGAACAAGACGCGAUGCGGCUGCUACAAAUCUCCAGCGAGACCAACCUGUCGUUCGUCCCGUUCUAUGUCCGACGGUCCAUCUGUUACGCAGCAUUGAUGCUGGUAAAACUACUCAAAUAUCCUUGUAUCCGCAGCGCUCAUGAAACCAUCUGGGAGAAAAUAGAGCUGGCUCGGGUGUCAUUAAGUUCUUCGGUUGACCCGAGCGAUGGCGAUGUUCAUCACGGUAUCGAUCGACUAUUGCAGGCGGCGCCGUAUCUCGAGACCAAGGAGACAGGGCCACCAACGCAGUCUCGAAUGACAUAUUCGAUGGUUUUCGACUUCAUCCGUUCGUAUCGAAGACAUUAUUAUCGGUCCGACUUUGGCACACUACCAACGUUGGGGCAGGAAUUUUUCGGAAUAGAGCAUGGUGUUAGGCCCAUGGAGUGGUCUGACAUAGGUCCAUUCUAA